AUGAACAAAAAACUCUCGAUUGGUAUUAUUGGCUGUGGUCCAAGUGGUUUAUCGGCAUUGAAAGAGUUGAUAGCUGAAGGCCAUCAAGCUACGGUAUUUGAAAAAUCUCCUUAUGUGGGUGGAAUAUUCAAAACGGUUUAUCAACAAGGUUUUAUGGUUUCAUCGAAUGUGAUAACAAUGUUUGGUGAUUAUGUUGGUAAAGAGGGUGAUGAGAUUUUGAAGAAACCUCGCAUGUGGAGUUUCGUUGAGUAUUCAAAAUAUCUGGAUGACUAUGCUGAACAUUUCUCGUUGAAACCAUAUAUUCAUUUUGAAACGCUGGUUGAAUCAGUUUGGAAAGAUGCGAAAUCGGGUAAAUGGAACUUUCGGGUGAGCAAGAUGGACGAGAAUGGUCAGCAACAGAAACAAGUGUUUACAUUUGAUCAGGUAGCUGUGUGUUCGGGCACACAUCAGUUGAGAUCCAUGCCUCGUUUCACUGGAGAAGCUCAGUAUCAAGGUAAAAUCAAACAUAUGCAAGAUGUCGAACGCUUCGAAGACUUUGCAGGAAAACGAGUGUGUAUUGUUGGGAGUGGUGAAGCAGCUAGUGAUAUGGCACUGGCGUCAGCCAAAUUCGGCGAGAAAUCGUUUUUAUCAAUACGAAAAGAUCACGGUUGGAUAGUGCCAAGAUAUCUCUACGGUCCAAAUGGUCCGGCUGAUCUGGACACGUCGCGCGUUCGCUACUCGAUACCUUAUCAACAGGGUAAAUUACAAUCUUAUUUACUCAUCUUUUACGGCCUACUCGUCUCCUACAUCAAGCAACUGAUGUCGAUGGGCAAAAAGCCAUUAGAGAACGAGAUAAGUCGAAAACGUUUACUUAUGAACUUAGAACAAAUAAAUACGAGUCAUUUUCGAAAUACUUAUGGCACAAAGAACGGCGGCCUUGUUGAAGCCUUACUCAAAUACAAAUGCCAGCGCAAACCGGCCAUCAAAGAGCUGAAAUCAACAUCGAUCGUGUUCGAGGACGGUACCGAGGAACAAGUCGACGAAAUUAUCUGUUGUACAGGCUUCGCUAAUAAAUUUGCAUUUUUCGAAACAGACGAAAAUCGUGACGAUGAUAUAAUAAAGAAAGUAGCGUCUGAUGCUCGCGUUUCACAUAAUCUCUAUAAACAUUGUGUUCAUCCAUUGACGGGCCUCGAGCUUUUCUUCAUCGGUUUCGUGCGUCCAUGUUUUGGUGCUAUUCCACCACUGGCUGAAAUGCAAGCCCGCUGGUAUGCCCUGUUGUGCUCAGGUACUCUAAGUCUACCUGAUCGACAAACUAUGAUUCAACACAGUCAAACCUAUGUCAAAUACAUCGAAGAUCAACUGACACCUUAUCGAACAAAUCGAAUUGUUAGUUUGACCGAUUUCGUAUCGUACUCAGAUGAUAUCGCUCGUCUCAUACAUUGUCGACCAAAUUUUGUCAAGAUGUUUUUUUGCGAACCGAAAUUGUGGCUAAAAUGCCAGUUGGGACCAAUGAUGAAUACGCAUUAUCGUCUUUGUGGUCCACAUGCGCAACAGAAAGAAGCACGACACAUUAUUCACACUGUAAAGUGGAUACCAAAUGCGUUUAAUUUCUCACAGAUGUUAAUGCUUUAUACCUGCUCUCUUCUUUGGUUUAUCGGUGUAAAAUCAUGUAAACCGAAUACAUGGUAUCCAAUACACGAAUGGUCAUAA
Molecule: messenger RNA, 1689 nt
Organism: Didymodactylos carnosus
Lineage: Eukaryota; Metazoa; Rotifera; Eurotatoria; Philodinida; Philodinidae
Source: the annotation of a GenBank genome assembly